Molecule: messenger RNA, 6457 nt
Organism: Trifolium pratense (red clover)
Lineage: Eukaryota; Viridiplantae; Streptophyta; Magnoliopsida; Fabales; Fabaceae
Product: rRNA biogenesis protein RRP5
Exons: 39
Coding region: 116-5968 (1950 amino acids)
Biological process (GO): rRNA processing
Cellular component (GO): nucleus; nucleolus; small-subunit processome
Molecular function (GO): RNA binding; protein binding
Source: RefSeq, a predicted model, not a curated record
UCUUCACUUCAACCUAAAACCCUUCCUCGUAAACCCUUCUUCUUCAUUCAUCUUCAACCAGCCUCAAUCGAAACGCAAAAUCCAGCUUCUUAUCAGAACCAAGAAUCAACAAGCCAUGGCACCGCGUAAUGAUAAACCGCAUAAGAAUAAGAACAAUGAUAAGCCUAAAAUCGCUAAAGCUUCUAAGAAAAUAUCUAAACCUAAAAGGGAACAAAACGGCGCCGUUGUGAAAUCAGAAUCCCUUGCUUUGCAGCUUGAAGACGAAGUUCCUGAUUUUCCCAGAGGUAGAGAAUUUAAUGUGAAGCGAAGUAGUAAUGAUAAUGAGAAAUUUGGCGAUGAGGAUGAUCCGAAGAAAGAGUGGAAGAAUAAGAAGAAAGGGAAGAAAGUGUUUAAGAAGAGUGAUGAAGAUGAAAAUGAUUGGGGCUUGCUUUCCGGUGCUGGUAUCACCGGAAAAUUGCCACGUUACGUGAAUAGAGUUACCCUCAAGAAUAUAGCACCUGGAAUGAAGCUGUGGGGAGUUGUUACUGAAGUAAAUAACAAAGACCUUGUAGUUAGUUUACCAGGUGGUUUGCGUGGUAUUGUUCAUGCUUCAGACGCAUUUGAUCCUAUUUUCAACAACAAAACUGAGGUUGGAGAAAGUUUUCUUUCGAGUGUAUUUCGUGUUGGGCAGCUAGUUUCUUGCAUUGUGCUUAGAUUAGACGAUGACAAGAAAGAGAAAGGACACAGGAAAGUUUGGCUUUCUUUGCGUCUUUCUUUGUUGCACAAGAACUUCAACUUAGACGUUGUUCAGGAAGGCAUGGUUCUUGCUGCAUACGUGAAAAGCAUCGAAGACCAUGGUUUCAUUCUUCAUUUUGGUGUGCCGUCUUUCACGGGAUUCUUACCUAAAGAAGGCUGGAAUGGAGAAGUUAGAAUUGGGCAACAUGUGCAGGGAUUGGUCAAGAGUAUCGAUAAAGUUCGUAAAGUGGUUUACUUUAGUUCCGACUCUGAUACAAUGUCCAAAAGUGUGACGAAGGAUCUCAAGGGUAUGUCAAUUGAUCUUCUAGUUCCAGGAAUGAUGGUUAAUGCCCGUGUGAAGUCAAUCCUCGAGAAUGGUGUUAUGUUAUCAUUUCUCACGUACUUCACUGGAACUGUUGAUAUGUUUCAUUUGCAAAAUAUAUAUCCUGCAGCAAACUGGAAGGAUAAGUACAUUGAAUCUCAGAAGGUUGUUUGUCGGAUAUUAUUCAUUGAUCCAUCAAGUAGAGCUGUUGGUUUGACGCUGAAUCCACAUCUUGUUCAGAACAGGGCCCCUCCUUCGCAUGUUAAAAUUGGAGAUAUAUAUGACAACUCAAAAGUUGUCAGGGUGGAUAAAGGUUCGGGGCUAUUGCUCGAAGUUCCAUCCAUUCCAGAGUCAACUCCAGCUUUUGUCAGUAUAUCUGAUAUUUCUGAAGAAGAGAUUCAAAAGCUUGAGAAAAAGUACAAGGAAGGAAACCAUGUUCGUGUUCGGAUUCUUGGGUUAAGGCAUUUGGAAGGACUUGCUACAGGAGUUUUGAAGGCUAGUGCUUUGGAAGAGGCAGUGUUUACUCAUUCUGAUGUCAAACCUGGGAUGGUGGUAAAGGCUAAGAUUCUUUCAGUUGACAGCUUUGGUGCUAUUGUACAAAUUCCUGGUGGUGUUAAGGCACUUUGUCCUCUCCGACAUAUGUCUGAGUUGGAAAUUGUGAAGCCCGGGAAAAAAUUCCAGGUGGGAGCUGAAUUGGUGUUCCGCGUGCUUGGGUGCAAGUCUAAAAGAGUGACAGUUACACACAAGAAAACCCUUGUGAAAUCAAAACUAGGGAUUAUUAGUUCAUUUGUAGAUGUGACUGAUGGUUUAAUAACUCAUGGAUGGAUAACAAAGAUUGAAACUCAUGGGUGCUUUGUACGGUUUUACAAUGGGGUCCAAGGAUUUGCUCCCAGAUCUGAACUUGAACUAGAGGCUGGUGGUGAUCCAGGUGCAGUGUAUAAUGUUGGACAAGUGGUCAAAUGCCGGGUCAUUAGUUCCAUUCCUGCUUCACGGAGGAUCAACCUUAGUUUCAUUAUAAAACCUACAAGGAUUUCUGAAGAUGAUGUUGUUCCACUGGGUAGCAUUGUUUCUGGAAUUGUUGACGAAGUAACAUCAAAUGCUGUAGUUGUUAAAAUCAAUAGUAGUGGUUUAUCUAAGGGUACAAUAUUUACGGAGCACCUGGCUGAUCAUCAUGGGCAAGCUACUCUGAUGAAGUCAGUAUUGAAACCUGGGUAUAAGUUUGAUCAACUACUGGUUCUAGAUUUUAUGGGGAGUUCAUCAGAAAAAGAAAAAGAUUUAAAAGAAAAACAAUAUCAGCGGAACAAGAUGAUUCUAUCUGCCAAAAGUUCGCUCAUCAAAUAUGCUCAGCAGAUUCCUGCAGAGAUUAGUCAGACGCAUCCUAACUCAGUUGUACAUGGCUAUAUUUGUAACUUAAUUGAGACAGGCUGCUUUGUUCGUUUCCUUGGCCCGUUAACAGCCUUUUCUCCAAGAAAUCAGGCUGCAGAUGAGCAGAAAACCAAUAUUUUGGACGCCUAUUUCAAGGGGCAAUCAGUUCGCUGUUAUGUAUCCAAAAUUAGUGGUAAAAGAGUAACAGUCUCUCUAAAGCAGACAUCUUGUUCUUCAGCAGAUGCAUCUUUUAUUCAAGACUACUUUCUUAUGGAUGAAAAGAUUGCUAAGUUGGAACACACGAGCUCCAGUGCAUCUGAUUUGAAAUGGUGCGAAAGAUUCAACAUCGGCACAGUUGUUGAAGGUAGAGUUAAGGAUGUUAAGGAUGGAAUUGUUGUUUGCUUUGAGAAGUACAAUGAUCUUUUUGGUUUUAUUACCAAUAACCAGCUUGGUGGAACUGUAUUGGAGAAAGGCUCUGUAGUGGAAGCAUUUGUUCUUGAUGUCGCAAAGACAGAAAAGCUUGUUGAUUUAUCUCUAAAACCAGAGUUCAUGAAUAUAUCUAGAGAAAAAAGUUCCACACGUCAUACCAAGAAAAAGAAACGUCAAAGGGAGGCUCUGAGGGACUUGGUGUUGCAUCAGACAGUGAAUGCAUUAGUGGAAAUUGCGAAAGAUAACUACUUGGCAAGUGUUGUUAUUACUAUUCAAUUUAGCCACCUGUUGGUGAAAUAUUUUGGUACAUAUUUAACAGUUUUUUUACUGAGCUUGUUGUCUGUGAUGCAGGUUGUAUCUAUUCCUGAUUAUAAUUACACUAUAGGAUAUGCACAAUUAUCUGACUAUAAUACUCAAAAUUUUCCGCGUAAAGAAUUCCCAACUGGAAAGAGUGUUGUUGCAACUGUUACGGCUCUUCCAAGCCCUGAAACAUCAGGAAGGUUGCUUUUACUUCUGAAGGAGGACAAUGAGACAUCUAGUUCUAAAAGAAGCAAAAAUUCUAGCUAUAAAGUGGGAUCUCUGGUUGACGCAGAGAUUACUGAAAUCAAAACUUUUGAGCUGAAACUGAAGUUUGGGUCUGGCAUACGCGGCAGGAUUCAUAUAACAGAGGUACAUGAUGCAAUUGUUUUGGAAAAUCCAUUUUCUGGCUACAAAGUUGGGCAAACAGUGAAAGCAAGGAUAGUUUCAAAGCCUAAUGAGACAGAUAGCAGCAGAAAUGGGUCAGGGUGGGAACUUUCAGUCAGACCUGAAAUUGUUAAAGGUUCCAGUGACAUAGGAGACAAUGCAUCAGAGAAACUGAACUUUAAGAUUGGGCAAUGCGUGGCUGGUUAUGUAUAUAAAGUAGAAAGUGAGUGGGUCUGGUUAGCAGUUUCUCGAAAUGUUAAAGCUCAGCUACAUAUUCUCGAUAGUUCCACUGAACCGAAUGAGCUCGAGGACUUCCAAAAUCGAUUUCAUGUUGGAAAACCUGUUUCUGGUAAUGUUGUGAGUAUCAACUUAGAAAAGAGGCUCUUGCGAUUGGUUCUACGCUCCUUUUCUACUCCCAUUUCCAAAACUAUCGAGGAGCCACAAAUUAAUGAUGUGAAUAAGGAUUUGACAGCGUUUAUUCAUGAAGGAGAUAUAUUAGGAGGAAGGAUUAGUAAAAUACUUCCUGGUGUUGGUGGAUUGCUUGUACAAAUUGGUCCUCAUAUAUAUGGAAAAGUAAAUUUCACUGAACUUGCAGACAAAUGGGUGCCUGAUCCGUUGUCUGGAUAUCAUGAAGGGCAGUUUCUCAAAUGUGUAGUUCUUGAAGUUAGUAAUACUGCCAGGGGUACUGUUCAUGUUGACUUGUCAUUACGUUCUUCAAAUGUCAUGCCUUUGCAGGAUUCAGCAGAUGUUCACAGCAACGUAUGUGUGGAGAAGAUUGAGGAUCUUCACCCUGGUAUGGUCGUAAAGGGUUAUGUUAAAAUUGUCUCACCAAAAGGAUGCUUCAUUUUGCUCUCACGGAAGAUUGAAGCUAGAAUUCUUUUGUCCAAUCUAUCUGAUCAAUUUGUUACAGAUCUUGAGAAAGAAUUUCCAGUUGGAAAACUUGUAAUUGGCAGGGUUGUAUCUGCGGAGCCUCUUUCGAAUCGUGUUGAAGUUACAUUGAAGACAUCAACUGGUUCUAGUACAUCAAAAUCUGAGAUCUCUGAUUUGGGUAAAUUUCAUGUUGGUGAUGUGAUAUCUGGCAAGAUUAAGCGGGUCGAGUCAUUUGGUUUAUUCAUUGCAAUUGACAACACAAACGUGGUUGGAUUGUGCCAUGUUUCAGAGAUUUCUGAUGAUCAUAUUGAGAACAUUGAAGCAAAGUUCGGAGCUGGAGAGAGAGUAAAUGCAAUAGUAUUGAAGGUAGAUGAAGAAAGACACCGGAUUUCUUUGGGAAUGAAGAAUUCAUAUAUGAGGGGUGAAACUGUGCUCCAAAUACCUUUAGAUGAAGGAUCCAAUGAACCUAUUGAAGAUGGAAUGAAAUCUACAUCUUCUACAAAUAAUAUUUUGCUUGGACCCUCAAAUAUGGAUGUUGAAUACGAAACUGAUCAAUUCCCAAUUCUUUCACAAGCAGAAGAAAGGGCCUAUGUUCCUCCACUUGAUGUUGCCCUUGAUGACUUUGAUCAAUUUGAAGUAAAUAACACUAAUAGUCAUAGUGAAGGUGCAAAUGAAGAAGGCGUUCUAAAUGAAAAGCAGAAGAGGCGCGAAAAGAAAAAGGCAAAGGAGGAGAGGGAGAAACAAAUAAGAGCUGCUGAAGAAAGACUACUUGAAGAAGAUGUACCAAGGACGGCUGAUGAGUUUGAAAAGCUGGUUAGAAGCUCACCCAAUAGCAGUUUCAACUGGAUAAAAUACAUGGAGUUCAUGAUUUCUUUGGCUGAUGUUGAGAAAGCUCGCUCAAUUGCCGAAAGGGCUUUGAAGACAAUAAAUUUCCGAGAAAUGGAUGAGAAGUUCAACAUAUGUAAAGCCUACUUAAAUUUGGAAAAUGAGUAUGGGAACCCUAAGAAGGAGGCUAUUGAGAAAGUAUUAAAGAAGGCAUUAGAGUUUUAUGAUGGCAAAAAAGUUUAUCUUGCACUUUUGGGAAUGUACGAGAGGACUGAGCAGCAUAGUUUAGCUGAUGAACUUCUGAAUAAAAUGACAAAGGAGUUCAAGCAUUCAUGCAAAGUUUGGCUGAGGCGAGUUCAAAGUCUUUUGUUGCAAAAGCAAGAUGCUGUUCAACCUGUUGUUGAACAUGUUAAGUCAAUCCUUCCUAAACAUAAGCAUGUCAAGUUCAUAUCUCAGACAGCAAUUCUCGAAUUCAAGAUUGGGGUUCCAGAUAGGGGGCGAUCUUUGUUUGAAGAAAUUCUACGGAAACACCCAAAGAGAACAGACCUUUGGAGUGUUUAUCUUGACCAAGAGAUUAAACUUAAAGAUGAAGACUUAAUUCGGGCACUUUUUGAAAGGGCAAUCAGUCUGAGCCUCCCACCUAAAAAGAUGAAGUUCUUAUUUAAAAAGUAUCUUGAUUUUGAGAAGUCACAAGGUGAUGAAGAACGAAUAGAAUCUGUGAAGAGGAAGGCAUUGGAAUAUAUUGAGAGUAUGCCUUGAUGCAAGAUCACUGCAUUAGUUUUGAAUUUGCAGCUUGCUGCCAUUUUUUAAUCCUGGCUAGAUAUCCAAAGAUGGGUUGGCUUAUGUUUGUCACGGCUAUAGCAGUACAUUUUUUUUGGCAUCAUCAAGAAACAUGAUGAGCCUUGGUUGAAUGCCUCUGUACACUAACACUGGAUAAUAGUGCUAAUCGGCUUUCAGCAGCACAGAAAGGUAGACAUCAAAUGUGCACAGCAAGAGAAAGGCAUACCCUUGAUAAUUUUGUUUGCUUGUUUAGGGGUGAAACUGACGAUGAGAUCGGAAAUCUAGAUUAUGUAUUCUUAUUCUUUCUUGCCCAUUUUUCAUUCAGCUGGGCUGUUCUUUUUAGGCUUCACUCUAGAAUUUAUAGUGAAAACGUUUAUAAAUUAUUUCAUAGAUUAGACAAUGUUGUAACAUUGGUACUUUGUUUUAUUUCAACUAAUUUUAUUAAUGUAACCAUUGUUUUCUUGUCUC